AUGGAGCAGAACAAUCAAGCCGGCGCUCAAGAUCAAAACAAUCAACUAAACGUUGAAGGACAAAACAAUCAACUCAACUUUGAGCCUCCAACACAAUCGGUAGGACUACUUGAUCACCUGCUCAUUCCUGGGCCGUUGGUCGUCAGCGACUCAGCGAUUGCGACUUGGAACGCCGCCAGACAAACGGCCCAAUUUCGCACUCAACACGGUGGUUCCGUGCUGGCCGCACGAACCUAUUCGUACCACCGCGGAAGACCGGUGUUGGUUGACGUUAAUGGCGUUGCGGAGAGAGGGGGAACUCGAGGAGACCGUGAGGUACCUCGAAAACGCUUGGAGGGAGUUGGAUGA
Suillus clintonianus is the source of this 348-nucleotide messenger RNA. RefSeq lists its product as uncharacterized. The record is from RefSeq and is a predicted model, not a curated record. Bases 1 to 348 code for a protein of 115 amino acids. Lineage: Eukaryota; Fungi; Basidiomycota; Agaricomycetes; Boletales; Suillaceae. The transcript has 3 exons.